Messenger RNA from Bipolaris victoriae FI3, 1530 nucleotides. RefSeq lists its product as hypothetical. Lineage: Eukaryota; Fungi; Ascomycota; Dothideomycetes; Pleosporales; Pleosporaceae. The record is from RefSeq and is a predicted model, not a curated record. The transcript is spliced from 5 exons. The coding region runs from base 1 to 1530 and encodes 509 amino acids.
AUGGGUGGGGAUGCAAGCGCAGUCUCUUCUUCAGUACUGCCUCAUGCUUCACUCGCCCAUGACCAGGGACCUCUUCACCUUGCUAUCGUUGUCACACUUGUCUUGAUCGCGCUCGUCAUAUAUUCUUUAAGGGUAUUUACACGUGCAAGGCUACUUCACUCAUUUGGCUUUGAUGAUGGACUCAUGUUUCUGGCUGCACUGUGCGCAGUAGGCGUUUUCGUUACAUUUACUGGAUUAGUAGAGCUAGGUCUCGGACGAGAGGAUCGAGACACUGAAUCCCCAGUUGAGAGCGGACGGUUGGGUCCAUGGAUCUGGGCACUAAAAUCAGUCUAUAUAUUUGGGCUUGGGCUGGUAAAGCUGUCAGCCGCCUUCACGCUCUUGCCCGUGUCCAAUUCCAGAUUCCACGCCUAUGUAUACAUUUGCCGUGGAGUUCUAAUCAUUGGGAUUAUGUUCUUGAUAUUCUGGCAUACACUUGAAUGGUUCAUCUCAAUUCUCAUUCAUUGCAUGCCUCUUGUCGCAGCUUGGGACUUCUCAUAUGGCGGGAACGCAAAGUGCAUGACGCCAAUCGAAUCUCAGCAUUGGGCUAUGGCAAAUUAUAUAACCAAUACAACUUCCAGUCUCUUGUUGGUUAUACUUGCGGUCCCUACCAUUCUCGGCUCAUCUUUCAAAAUUGGCAUCAAAUUAUACCUCGCACUAGCAACUGUGUUGGCGCUUUUCGCAUGCGCCAUUGCUAUAAUACGAAGCCGAAUGGUCAUUGUUUACUGGGCUGAAGUAGGGGAUAGAGGCAGAUACGAUUUGUCCUUCAUGACCUGGGGCACUGUCGAACUCACGACAGCUAUGAUAGCCGUGAAUCUUGGUACCUUGAUACCUCUUGGUGGAGCUAUCAAAACACCAACAACAGAGUCUCCAACUCGGCGCUCUCCCCCAAAAAUCUCCGGUCCGGUAGCGGGAAGCGCUGUUCACGUAUCCCAUGGCGACGUUGACUCCAUCUUCAAUGCCGAGCCCAGCGCCUCCUCCGAAUCAAAGCAGCGCAACAGUCAAUACUCUGGCCGAACAAUCAUGUAUCGCCCCAACACUGCAUACUUCCCCGCAAGUUACACACACCCCAGCCUUACGCGCUUCCACGACGACGAAUCAAACCUAGAUUUCGACAUCGAAACCCCCUCCACCCGAUCGACGCGCAAACUGAGAAAACCAUUUCCACCUUCCCGCUUUUCUGGAUCGACAACAUAUACGGUUGACACGCGCCGAAUAAGUGAUUGGUCGCAACUAAGUGGGUUCACAUACUACUCGCAUGCAUCGUCGCCUGAGUUCAACAACCCACAAGAGAGCAAUAACAGAAUGUCAGCUGGUUCAAAGGAGCUGGAAGAAUUUCAUAUGCAUUCCGGGAGAGAUUCAGGGAGCGGGAGCAGUGAAGGCGAUCAGAACCAAGAGAUUCGUGUUGUUUCUGAUGAAGAGAGAAGGAGCGGAGGGUUUCCAACUAUCUUCCUGGAAGACGACGUGAGGCACCCAUACAGUAUCAGGGGUUAA